GAAUAGUUUUUCCAUCAAGUUUUAUAGGAAGUAGGCUUUAUAUGGAUGGCUUAUACCAUGAUUGUGCUGCAAUUUGUGGACAUGAUGGUUAUCCAGAUUUGUUCAUCAUUUUCACAUGUAAUUCAAAAUGGCCAGAGAUCAAGCGACUCUUAGACCCUUUACAUCUCAAACUUGUACACCGUCCUGAUAUUGUUUGUCGAAUGUUCAAAAUGAAUCUUGAUAUGCUAAUUAAAGAUUUGAAAAAGGAAAGGUUCUUUGGUAAAGUUGUUGCUGAUGUUCACACAAUUAACUUUCAGAAACGAAGUCUACCACAUGCUCAUAUAUUGAUAUUCUGGGAUUCUUUAAGCAAUUUUUCAGAUCCAAAAGAUAUAGAUAAAGUAAUUUGUGCUGAGAUUCCUAAUCAAUUUGAGCAUCCAGAGUUGUACAAGGCUGUAAAAAAAUUUAUGCUUUAUGGUCCAUGUAGUUCGGCAAAUAUAUUUUCACCAUGUAUGAAAGAAGGUCGUUGUUCAAAGUUCUAUCCCAAGUCUUUUGCUGAUUUAACAACUAUUGAUGUUGAAAUGUAUCUAAUAUAUAGAAGAAGAAAGACUGGUUGUUAUGCUGAAAAAGGAAAUGUGGCUAAGAUAAUUGCUAUGUUGUUCCUUACAAUCCUUCUUUGCUAA
Arachis duranensis is the source of this 659-nucleotide messenger RNA. RefSeq lists its product as uncharacterized. The record is from RefSeq and is a predicted model, not a curated record. The coding region runs from base 42 to 659 and encodes 205 amino acids. Lineage: Eukaryota; Viridiplantae; Streptophyta; Magnoliopsida; Fabales; Fabaceae. The transcript has 2 exons.